Molecule: messenger RNA, 899 nt
Organism: Helianthus annuus (common sunflower)
Lineage: Eukaryota; Viridiplantae; Streptophyta; Magnoliopsida; Asterales; Asteraceae
Product: 1,4-dihydroxy-2-naphthoyl-CoA thioesterase 1
Exons: 3
Coding region: 161-643 (160 amino acids)
Biological process (GO): phylloquinone biosynthetic process
Cellular component (GO): peroxisome
Molecular function (GO): 1,4-dihydroxy-2-naphthoyl-CoA thioesterase activity
Source: RefSeq, a predicted model, not a curated record
UGUAGACUUGUAACCCUACGAACGGCAAUUAAAUCAAUUAAUAACCAGUUGUUUGUUGACUCAAUUCUCACAACACACCUUACCUAACCUUACCCUAUAUUAUAUUUCCGAUUCAUCAUUAUAUAUAAAUUCAUCCGGAUUCCAUUCCAGUAAUUACUCCAUGGACUCCUCUUCAUCCAAUAAAGACGCAAAGACGGAGUCGUUGGAUGCUCCGCUGCAUGCAAUCGGCUUCCAGAUCGAUGAGUUGUCGCCGCAUAAAGUUACCGGUCGUCUUCCCGUCACUCACAAGGCUUGUCAGCCGUUCAAGGUGUUACAUGGCGGAGUAUCGGCGCUAAUAGCGGAGGCAUUGGCAAGUAUGGGAGCACACAUGGCGUCAGGGUGGAAGAGAGUGGCCGGAUUACAAUUAAGCAUCAAUCACCUGAGGCGUGCUGACCUAGGGGAUCUCGUAUUCGCUGAAGCAACUCCAAUCCACGCAGGCAAAACGAUUCAGGUAUGGGAGGUGAGGCUGUGGAAGAUUGAUCCUGUAAAUUCAGAAAAAAAGUCACUUAUAUCAUCAUCAAGAGUUACUUUGAUUACUAACUUGCCUGUUCCCGAAGAUGGCAAAGAUGCGGCUAAAUAUCUAAAGAAGUAUGCUAAAUUAUGAGCACGGUAACGCUAAAGAGACACCACCCCUAAAUCUCUAUACCAGCAUGUCUAUCGCAUCAUGCUACCCAUAUCACAUUAUACCGCCCGUAUGAGAUGUCAUUAAUAUCUAGAUAUUGUGUUUGUUACUGGUGUUUCUUUAGCCAACCCCUAAUUAUAUCCCAUAAAAUGUAUGUAGAUGUGUCAAACUAGUUGUUAAUAUGCUCCGAAUUGGAUGAGCAUCUUCUUUCAAAUGAAUAAAACUAUAAAAGAAAUUA